Pantherophis guttatus is the source of this 3230-nucleotide messenger RNA. The record is from RefSeq and is a predicted model, not a curated record. NCBI's taxonomy places the organism in Eukaryota, Metazoa, Chordata, Lepidosauria, Squamata, Colubridae.
AAUUGGUGGAACUUGGCUUCUGCUCUGUUUCCUAGUGAAAAUGAAACUUGUAACCUUGUCUUUUAGUAUUUCAGAUUUCAAUAAAACACUUCAACGGCUAAGUCAGUCAUCUCUCAUGCAGUGUAAUGAAAUAAACCAGAGUGUAGUCAACUGUAUUUUUAUAAUAGAACUGGAGAAAGAAAUGAAUAUAAGCAACAUAGUAUCAGAGUUAGAAGAAAAAACAGAACUGAAUCUAAUCGAAUCUUGCUGCUGUUCCAUGCAGCCUUUUUCUUGUCCAAAUGCCCAAGAGUUGCGCCGUUUUCAGUGUGAUAUUCAUGAACCAGUUGCCUGUAGUGGUCAUGGUACUCCUGACUCUCCAGUUUCACCUGUAGGUCCUUCCUCUUUUACAAUGCAGCAUGAAGACUUUUCCUCUGAAUUGUCCUUUGAAUCAACAACUGUUUUGCCACCUCCUUUCACUGAGCCUGCAACAAUAAAUAUUUCUACUAUAAAUGUUACUCGUAAUCCUUUAAUUGAGCUUUCUUCUGGAUUUCCUACAAAGUCAACCAAUAUAUUUGUUCCUUCAACCUUGGUUGAAACAAUUAAUUCAGAUUUUGCAAACCAUUCUAUCCAGCCUAUUAGUACUUUUCCAGACGUUUAUCCCACAACAUCUACAAUAUCUAAUGCUCAGCACUCAACAUCAAUUUCUUCAGCCAUCAUGUCCACGUCUUCUUCCAUGAUCUACACUAAUGAUAUUGGAGGACCAAGUAAAAAAAGCACAGAGCAAAUCUCUCAUAAUAAUUCAAGCAUUACGAAUAGUAUUGAUACCUCCAAUGUCAACAGCAUUGUUUCGGAGCUUGAAGGCUACUUAACUGCAGAAACAAUAGCACCAUCUCUUGGACAGUCGAUGCUGGAAAGAGUUAGCUUCCUUCUAAGCAUGCCCCAAUCACAAAUAUAUCCAAUGUCUAAAAGAAUAAUAAAAAUAGUGGAUGUGAUUGGAUUAAAAUUGAAAUUCUCAACAACAUCCAUUAAUCUUACCACUCCUACUUUGGCUCUGGCUGUCCUGAAAGUCAACAGCAGCUCUUUUAGCAAAGUUUCUUUUGCUGUUCAACAUUCCUCAGGUCUUGAGGCUACCCUUGGAAUUGAAGUGCCAUCAAGUAUUAUUGGAGCCAUUACACUUCCAUCUUCAAUAAUGGCAGAAUUGUCACCUCAAGAUAAGCAUAUAACUUCUAGAAUUACAUUUAACUUCUUUAAAAAAACAACUCUAUUCCAGGAUUCUACACUGAAAAAUUUGUCUUUGUUCAGUUAUGUUAUAUCAUCAAGUAUUGCUAACUUUUCAGUCAACAACUUGAAGACAAAUGUAACUGUCACGCUACAAAAUAUCAGGCCUAAUCAGGAGAAUUUUACUUUAAGAUGUGCCUUCUGGGAUUUCAAUAAAAAUGGUGGCCAAGGCAGUUGGAAUUCUGAAGGUUGUGUGCUAAAAGAAAGAACAAUGAAUGAAACCAUCUGUAACUGCAAUCACCUGACAAGUUUUGGCAUAUUACUGGAUUUAUCAAGAAACCCCACUAUAUCUCCAGUUCAAGUGCUAAUUCUAACUUUCAUCACCUACAUAGGUUGUGGACUUUCAGCUAUUUUUCUUUCUGUGACUCUUGUUACCUACAUUGCAUUUGAGAAAAUCCGAAGAGACUACCCAUCUAAAAUUCUUAUCCAGUUCUGCAUUGCGCUGCUUCUUCUAAACCUCAUUUUUCUGCUGGAUUCCUGGACUGCUCUGUAUGAGAGCCAGGGGUUACCAGCUACAGUAGUAACUAUUGUACUAGCAGUAUCUCCAUAUAACUAUGGGCUUGGAUCAUAUGGAAAAUUUCCUAAUGGCUCAUCUGAUGAAUUCUGCUGGAUUAAGAAUGACAUUGUAUUUUACAUCACAGUUGUGGGAUACUUCUGUACAAUAUUCUUGCUGAACAUCAGUAUGUUCAUAGUAGUACUGAUUCAGCUUUGUAGAAUCAAAAAGAAGAAGCAGCUUGGUACCCAGAGGAAAACUAGUAUACAAGAUCUCAGAAGUGUUGCUGGCCUUACAUUCUUAUUGGGAAUUACUUGGGGAUUUGCUUUUUUUGCAUGGGAUCCUGUAAAUCUUAUUUUUAUGUAUCUCUUUGCAGUUUUUAAUACUUUGCAAGGAUUUUUCAUUUUUGUUUUUUACUGUAUUGCAAAGGAGAAUGUUCGCAAACAGUGGAGAAGGUAUUUGUGUUGUGGCAAAUACCGGCUGGCUGAAAAUUCAGACUGGAGUAGAACUGCUACUAAUGGCUUAAGGAAGCAGAAUAUUAACCAAGGUGUAUCCAAUUCUUCACAUUCUUUACAAUUCAACAGUAACUCUACUAAUUCCACAUCGAUGCUAAUGAGCAAUGAUUCUUCUGUGCACUCAAAUGGUAAUGAAAAUAUAUCUCGGAGAAAAAAUGGUGUUUCUUUCCAUGUACAGAAUAGUGAUGUGCAGCUUCCUGAGUUUCCAGUAAAACAGCAUGUCUUUCAUGUAAACAAUGAUAUAUCCCAUAAAAAGUCUUGCAUUUCACUGAGGAGGACUUCCGAAAAAAAGAGCCUGCAAUUUAUGGAACCAUUAUGACUUUUAAAAUAUUUUCCAUUAUUUUACCAAGUAAUAUACAGGUUUAUUUUAACUGUUACACAUAAUGUGAGAAAAAGUCAUUAAUGUACAGGAGCAAAACUUCAACUUUGGGGUCAAAAAUUCUAUAUUUCCCCUUUUUAAUACCAUUGAUAGAUAUUAACAACAUAUGAUAAAAAUAGCUUUGUGGCUGCAAAACAUGAACAACUGCAUAUUUGCUCCUUCCCCACCCCAAAAUUUGAGUUUUAAAAGUUUUUUAUAUACUUGACUGAGUUACAAAUAGCUCAAACUAUAAUGCAAUAAUGCUAUGUUAAAACAGAUACAAAUAAGCUAAAGUCUGAAAAAGAUGCAAAUACUAACUUUCUGAAUAAUGUUCGUGGCAUUAUAACUUCCUUUUAUCAGGAUGUGGUCAGACAUAUUUUUAUAGAGAGAAAACUGUCUGUCUUUUGGUUAUCCAAUAAAUUUAUAUUGAUUUCUAAUUCAUUGUUAAUAUUCCUUUGUAUAAAAAUAAGUUUGUACUUUUGAAGUUUUACUGUAAUUAGUGUACAAACAUGAAUUGCUUUAUUAUUCUGGCAUACAACCAUUUGUAUCUAUCUGUAAAUAACUUUAAAAUGGUAACGUUAAAUAAACCAUCUAACUGUAAAUAUGA